GGGCAAGGCCCCGGGCCCUGGGCAGCCUCCAGGUGCACUGCCCUCCCUUGGGCUGCACCCUCUCCCCUUCCCUGGGGCAUGUCUCUUCUUACAAGUUAUGAGGGGCUCCGGCAUCAGAUAGAGAGACUGGUGCGGGAAAAUGAGGAACUGAAGAAGCUGGUACGGCUCAUUCGGGAGAAUCACGAGCUCAAGUCUGCGAUCAAGACUCAGGCAGGUGGCCUCUGCAUCAGCGGGUUCACCAGCGGGCUUGGUGAGGCAGCGGCAGGCCCUUCCCAACAUCAGGGUGUAUUCCUGCCCCCAGCCCCAGCAGCAGCAAAGGACCCCUGCGCAGAAGACAUGGGAAUGGUGGCACUGACACCUCUGGCUGACGUGUUGAACACCCCACAGCUCAGCCCGGCAGCAGGCUCCCUUGUGAACCCCCUGGCUGCUCCUCUCAACCCACUGCUGUCUGGCCAGAUACCCUUGUCGCAGAACAGCCAGUUUGCCAAUCUUGUGCCAUGCCCCGUGAGCAAUCAACUGACCAGUCCUAUUACAGUUUCUCCGGGGGUCACCUUGGCCAGCUCUCUGGGUUUACCCUCGACUGGACCCUUGAACAGUCAAAUGGCCAAUCCCAUGUCUGUACCUCCGGGGACCACUCUGGCCAGCUCACUGGGCCUGACCUCAACCGGUUCCUUGACAACAAGCAGCCGGCUCUUAGGCCCCCUGGCUGUAUCUCAGAGCAGCCCCAUCAUGGCUCCCCUGGCAGGCACAGUGGCAGUCUCUCUAAGUAGCCCCCUGCUCUCCUCCACAGCUACCCCUCUAGGUGUUUCUCAGAACAUACUGCCCAACACCAUAAACAACGUAGGGCUGUCAGAGGCACCAAGAGUGCGGCUGGCAGAGCCACCCCGAGGAAACCUCUCUGGAACCUCAGCCUAUGCAGGACCAGCUCCCACCUCCAAAGUCAAUGACACCCGAGGUCCACGCGUGAAGGAACAGUCUCGGAAGAAUGUCCUGGAGAUGGAGCGGAAGAUGCCCCACCGAAAGUCUAACAAGUUACCUGACAGUCCCCGAGACUCAAAACAGCUAGCCUGUGAGAGGCUAGUGGGGGAAAUCGCCUUCCAGUUAGACCGAAGAAUCCUGUCCAGCAUCUUCCCAGAGCGUGUGCGUCUCUACGGCUUCACUGUCUCCAACAUUCCAGAGAAGAUCAUCCAGGCCUCCCUAAACCCCAGUAACCACAAGUUGGAUGAGGACCUAUGCCAGACACUCACACAGCGCUACGUGAGCAUCAUGAACAGGCUGCAGAGCCUAGGCUACAACGGACGGGUGCAUCCGGCACUGACAGAGCAGCUGGUGAAUGCGUACGGCAUCUUGCGUGAGAGGCCUGAGCUGGCAGCAUCUGAAGGGGGCUCCUACACUGUGGACUUCUUGCAGCGUGUGCUAGUGGAAACGGUGCACCCCAGCAUGCUCACCGACGCCCUCCUGCUGCUCUCCUGCCUCAACCAGCUGUCCCAUGACGACGGCAAGCCUAUGUUCAUCUGGUAACACCGGUGCCCGGCUGGCCCAGGUUCACUUCGCCCUGCAGGCCAUUGUGCAUGGCCAUUAAAGUUUCCCACAGAC
Molecule: messenger RNA, 1596 nt
Organism: Grammomys surdaster
Lineage: Eukaryota; Metazoa; Chordata; Mammalia; Rodentia; Muridae
Gene: Spatc1
Product: spermatogenesis and centriole associated 1
Exons: 5
Coding region: 79-1521 (480 amino acids)
Source: RefSeq, a predicted model, not a curated record